GUGACCAAAGCGGUCAGAGCUGGAGAAGUAGACGCCAAGACCCGUCGCCAGAUCUUUGAUGCCAUCGGAUUCACGUUUCCAAAUCGCCUGCUCAGCUCCCGGCAGCCGCCGGCGGGCUGCCCCGAGCACACCUUCCGGGCGCUGGGCCUGACCCUGUUGGGCGGCUUGACCCGACCCGGUCACUCCCAGAUCCUGAACAAAAUCCCAACCUUCAAUGACAUCCUGGUUUCCCCCUGUGAUCCGGACAGCGCGUCCAUGAUCGACGAUGUCUACCAGUGCCUGAGUGCUGUCAUGGCCACUGCCAGGGGCCCCAGGGAGCUGGUGACCAAAGGGACGGUGUCUGCCCUAUGCCAGGCCUAUGUGAAUUGCAGUUACGGCUCUGACCGUGCCCUCGCGCUGCUGUUGGGGCUGUUGGCCGUAGCAGAGGCGAAGUGCUGGCAAAGAGACGCUCCCCACCUCCUGGCCGUGCUGAGCAAGCUCUCCGGUGAUUUUCUCAGGGCUGAAGACAUGACUAAAUUUGAGCUGUGUGACAUUCUGCCUCACUUCAUCCCCUUGUCACCACCCCUCACAGAGGACUCGCAGGGCUGCGAGUGCCUCCACAGACUUUACACAGGGCUGGCUGACAUCUUGGGCAGUAAGCUCAGCCAGUCGCAGCGGGACCCUGCUCUGAAGCUCGCUGCCUGCCUCGUCCAAGCCUGUGGGUCAGAGUGGAUCCCAGCAGGGAGUGCUGGAAGCAAGUUCCUGGCCUUGCUGGUGAAUUUGGCUUGUGUGGAGGUCCGCCUGACCCUGGAGGAGCCAGAUCCCGUGGAGGCGGAGGGGAAAAAAGAAGUGGUAACAGCCUGCUACGUCCUUAUGGAGAUGGGGAUCCAGGAGUGCCUGAGAGAAGAGAAACCACUGCUAGAGGAGGUGCAGAAAAUGCAACUCAUGAGGAUCAUGGAGGAGGCGUUUGGAGCUGUAAUGUUCUACUUGAGGCAGGUUAAACAGGAGGAGCUACAAGAUCCUUUUAUAUUUGCUUCUGUUCGAAUCCUUGGAGCCUGGAUGGCAGAAGAGACAUCUGCCCUCAAGCAGGAAAUCUGCGAGCUCUUGCCUUUCCUGGUUCGUUAUGCCAAGAAGCUUUUCAAAGAGGGCAGCACAGCUGCGAGUCUUCCUCAGCCCGAGCUGGUCAGCACCGAGGGCUCUGGCUUACCCCAGGAUGCACUGAGAUUUCUGCUACCUGGCUUUUGCCAUUUAACAGCAGAGGACAGGCCACGGGACAUCCUCAUCUCGGAAGGGGCACCAGCACUGCUGUGUGAGUACUUCCUCCAGCAGUGGGAGGUGCUGACCACCGAGCCCGGGUCUCUGGCUCCGCUGACAAGCGCUGAAAUGAGUCUGCAGACGGCGUGUGGGAUUUUCCUGAACCUGGUCGUGACUGCACCGGACCUCAUCAGGCAAGACAAAACCUUUUCCUCCUUGAUGGACAUGUUGCUGAAGUCCCUUCCUCUUCUGCUGCCCCAGAAAGACCACCUGGUUCUAGCAGCCAACAUUGCCACUCUGGGCCUGAUGAUGGCCAGGCUCCUGGCAAGUUCCGCAGUUCUUCAGGGGACGCAGUCUGCCAAGGAAUUUUUCAGAGCUGCCAUUUUCUUCCUAUCAGAAGCCCACACCGCUCAAGCAGACCCUGGCAGCGACGGCUUGGCCGUGGCCGUGUCACCCGCCUACGCGCACGCCUGGGCCGUCGCUGCUUUCCAGGGCGUGUUGGUGGAGCUGGUCGGAGCCAGCAAGGCGUGCAGGGACGUGCUCCUGGCCCACCGCGGCGGGGAGUGGGCCAAACUCGACGCAGCGCUGGAGCAGUGUCUGUCGGAGCCGUGAAGAGCCAGCAGCACCCUGCUGUGGGAGAUGAGGCCAGACACCUGCACAAGAUCUGUUCGAUAUUUCUCACCCACCCUUUGGUGCCGAAUGGGGACAAAAAAAACCCAUUUAAAUGACCAAACUUUGUGA
Molecule: messenger RNA, 1974 nt
Organism: Opisthocomus hoazin
Lineage: Eukaryota; Metazoa; Chordata; Aves; Opisthocomiformes; Opisthocomidae
Source: RefSeq, a predicted model, not a curated record